AUGCAGCUGAUCACGUUCAUCGAUCCAGUCCCUCAAUCUGAAGGUAUGUACUACGCAACAAACAACCCGUACCAGGUGAGUGGACCGAAAGGGUUUACCGAGUUCAAGUACAUUGAAGGGACGAUGGAUCUGUUCAUGAGGGUUGAUUUCCCAGGAGUCAUCAGAGAGAGUGUUAAGACCACUGUCAAGGGAUCGGACAAGAAGGCUGUUUUCGUCUCGGGAAACACACCGAAAGAACUCACACACGAUUCUUCCGAACCGGAAAUUCGAAACCGCCACUCGACUUGUCUAUGA
Molecule: messenger RNA, 294 nt
Organism: Microthlaspi erraticum
Lineage: Eukaryota; Viridiplantae; Streptophyta; Magnoliopsida; Brassicales; Brassicaceae
Source: the annotation of a GenBank genome assembly